GGCGGCGGUGGCUGCGGCGCCAUGGAGCUGGGGGCGGGAGCGGGGGCGGGCGCGGGCCCGGGCCCCAGCCCCGGCGCACGGGGCGGCGCGGAAUCGGGCCGCGUCUUGCUACUGCUGAUGGGAGGCGGCGGCGGCGCGGGCUGGGCGCGGCGGGGCGGCGCGGAGGCAGAGGUGGGCCCGGGCUCUGGCGCCGGCCCAGAGGGACCCGAGGCAGCACGGGGCACGGAGCCGCGCUCCCCGCCUGCCCCCGACUACGAGGCGCUGCCGCAGGGCGCCGCUGUCUCUACGCACAUGCUGGCGGGUGCCGUGGCGGGCGUCAUGGAGCACUGCGUGAUGUACCCCGUCGACUGCGUCAAGACACGGAUGCAGAGCCUGCAGCCAGAGCCCGCUGCCCGCUACCGGAACGUGCUGGAGGCCCUGUGGCGCAUCGCCCGCACCGAGGGUGUCUGGCGGCCCAUGCGGGGCAUGAACAUCACAGCCACCGGCGCCGGCCCGGCCCACGCCCUCUACUUUGCCUGCUACGAAAAAUUAAAAAAGACGCUGAGCGACGUUAUCCACGCGGGGGGCAAUAGCCAUGUGGCCAACGGUGCAGCCGGGUGUGUAGCAACGUUGCUCCAUGAUGCAGCCAUGAACCCUGCUGAAGUGGUCAAACAGAGGAUGCAGAUGUACAACUCGCCUUACCAGCGUGUGACGGACUGUGUGCGGGCUGUGUGGCGCAAUGAAGGGGCUGGAGCUUUCUACCGCAGCUACACCACCCAGCUCACUAUGAACAUCCCCUUCCAAGCCAUUCACUUCAUGACCUACGAGUUCUUGCAAGAGCAGCUCAACCCCCACAGACAGUACAACCCAGGCUCUCAUGUGGUCUCUGGAGCCUGUGCAGGGGCUGUUGCUGCUGCUGCCACUACACCUUUGGACGUUUGCAAAACGCUACUCAACACCCAGGAGUCCCUGGCCUUGAGCUCCAACAUCAGCAGACACAUUACAGGCAUGGCCAAUGCCUUCAGGACGGUGUACCAAGUGGGCGGCGUGACCGCCUACUUCAGAGGAGUCCAGGCCAGAGUCAUUUAUCAGAUGCCCUCGACAGCGAUUGCCUGGUCUGUGUACGAAUUCUUCAAAUACAUCCUCACCAAACGCCAGGAGGAGCGGCGUGCUGGGAAGUGAGCCAGAGCCGAGCACCGUUCCAGACCUGCUUCACCUCCCCUCCUGGUUUGUGUUCUGACCCCUCUACCUUUUGGUUUGGUUUGUGGUGAAGAAAGGGGGCGGUGAAGCCCUUUAGGGUUUAGUGAUGCUGGCUUUCGCCUCUGGCUGCUGCAGCUCUGCUCAAGCUGUACAGCUUGCCCUCUCCCAGGGUCCUCCGAGGUGUCCUUACUGGAGGUGCAACCCAGGUCACAUCUCCUGGCGUUCAGUGGAGCUGUGCUCCUGUCCUUCCCUUAACCACAACCUGUCACACAAAUCUCACCCUUCCUCAGAGGGGAUGGUGAAUGUCCUGCCCUGCUUCUGGCAGGGCCAAGCUGAGCUUGCAGUCACUAAGGAGGGGGCAGUGGUGGCACUGUCUUGGGUUGCUGGGGGCUUUGUCUGGCUUUUGGCUGAAGCGAAGUGUAAGCCUUGCCGUUGUCUUGUAGCACGCACAUGUGAUGCUGACUGCCCCAGUGGUGGAGUGGAACAGGAGGAUGGCACUUGAGGAGGGGAGCCUGUAGGUUUGUUACUGUUCCUGCUCUUGACACCUCCAAUAAAACAAAUUCUGCUCUA
Messenger RNA from Pogoniulus pusillus (Red-fronted tinkerbird), 1749 nucleotides. It is a transcript of the gene SLC25A28, whose product is annotated as solute carrier family 25 member 28. Lineage: Eukaryota; Metazoa; Chordata; Aves; Piciformes; Lybiidae. Gene Ontology annotation, cellular component: mitochondrial membrane. Gene Ontology annotation, biological process: iron import into the mitochondrion. The record is from RefSeq and is a predicted model, not a curated record. Gene Ontology annotation, molecular function: ferrous iron transmembrane transporter activity. Bases 22 to 1161 code for a protein of 379 amino acids. The transcript has 4 exons.